AUGGAGAUUGCUGUGGCAUCCAGCUCGCCACUAGGACAAUACUUGGCUGAGCUAGAGGAAGAUGGGGACGAGUCCAUGGCACAUUUACUGUCAGCGCAUCAUCCUUCACAUGCGCGAAAGAAGUCAACACGUCGAGCUGGAUAUGCAGCUAAUUAUUGGCGCUGGUUACAAUUAGUACAGAGUUUGCACCAUCGUAUUGAAAUGAUAGCAUUACAGCAAUUACUUCCUGAUCUUUGUGCGUUCCACUCGACAUUACGCGAGGAGCUUCAAGAGACAAUUAGUGAUGCUGCAAUGUAUGAAGCAUUAUCAAACGUUCCAAACAAUUAUUGGAGACGUCAUGUAACAAUAAUUGAAAUACUCAGUGGUAUUAAAAUCCUUCCGAUCAAUAAUUGGCAAAUUAUUGGAGUAUUGGUAGCUGGACUUGGAAUUUCGAUUAUUUAUCUCGAUAUAAAUCAUGGUACAUUAUUGCAAUUACUCAAGUGGAUUCUACUGCCUAUUGUAAUAUUACUAUGUGGAGUAUUAUCCAGUAUACACAUCCUUCUAACUUUGUACGCACGAUGUUCAAAACGACUUCUGUACUCACUAAAUAAAUUACAAACAACAUUGCAAUCUUUCAAUCAAAUUUCUUCUGAUUGUCUAACAACAAUCAAGCGAGCAGAACUCACAAGUCAAGGCUUUCAACUUGGAAUUGGAACAUUUUUGCCACCUCUUGCCAGAUUCGAAGCCAUUGCAGAUGAGAAGAAAAGAAUUAGAAAAACUCAAUUACAUUGUGUACAUUUACGAAAGAAGUUACGAGUAGUGAAUGAAAACAUUUUGAGUCAAGCAUUGAAUUUACUCAAUGAGAACACCAAAACAAUUGAAAGGAAUCGUCAAGAUGAAAUUAAUGAUCGAGUGCCGUCUUUACUAUUGACGACGUUAAUAAAACAACGGAAUCGAAGUCUAUUGGUUUUGGAAAAUGCUGUGCUUACAAUUCUCAAACGAACUUUAACGUUCACAUAUCUUCCCGAUCAUUGUAAUCUAUUUAGUGAUUUGAGCUCGUUACAGCAAUCACUAGAGCAGAUAUCAACGAAUUUAAGUGGAUGGACUUCUGAUCUUAACGUAUGGAAUACAACGAAAGAUCCAGUGACAUUAUUUACUUCGGAAAUGACUUUGGAAUCUUCAAAAGAACAAACGUUUCAUCAUCAACAGAUUCUAGCAAAUCUUACAGAUCCAAAGCUAAAAUGCGUCGCUAUGCAACUUCAAAGUAUUCGUUCAAUGAGUGAGACACUCACUGCAUUGUCAAUUGCAGCACAGUACGAGCUUUUAUCGAGCAAUUUCGAUAUGAAAAGUUUCGGAAAAUCUCGAGAUUUAAUGCAAUCGUUGAUUCUACAACUACAAGAAGAAUGGAGGAAGUUUGAUAAUGAAGUGAAUGUUCAAAAAUGUAAUGAAAAGACACAAGAUAUCGUUCAGCAUAACGAAACACUUUAUAACACAGAAAUGAUUUCAGAAGCAGCUUCUUUGUCAACUUUACCUUCUCAAGAUCCAAAUUGUACAAUUGUCUUUACUGGAACGAGUACUGGAGAUGACAACUUUGAUUUAAAAUCAUUAUCGAAGCAGCAAAGAACAGAAAUGACAGCAAUUCCUACAUUUCAUUUCAUUCAUGAGCUUCAAAAUGUGCUAGCACACCGUGUUGCCCACGCUCAACCAGGUUUAAUGAAACAAGUAGAUCAGGACACUUCGUCUUCUUUAUCUCGACAAGAUUCGAGUCUAGUGAAUAUUUCAGUGCCGUUACCUCCUGUCAAAGGUGAAUUUGUAUUGCCUGCGUUACCAUUAAACAGAAGGAAACGUCCGACUUUCACUACCACGUCUUUCAAUGAUGAAUCAUUGGCGAAUGUCUCGCAAGUCUUACAACAUGAUAAUCAACAUUCGAGUGCUUUUACUAAUGCAUUUCAACUUGAGCUUCAAGCUUUGCUACAACGAAAUCAAGCAUCUAAUGAUACUUAA
This is a messenger RNA of Plasmopara halstedii, 1983 nucleotides long. RefSeq lists its product as uncharacterized. The record is from RefSeq and is a predicted model, not a curated record. The transcript is spliced from 3 exons. The coding region runs from base 1 to 1983 and encodes 660 amino acids. NCBI's taxonomy places the organism in Eukaryota, Oomycota, Peronosporomycetes, Peronosporales, Peronosporaceae.